AUGCCUUCUCUCGAACUCGUCACAAACGUCAAGCUUGCAGAUCCCAAGGCGUUUGCCCUUGAUUUCUCAAAAGUCGGCGCAGAGACACUCGGAAAGCCGGAAGGCUAUAUUACAGUCAACAUCACGUACAACGAGACACUCACCUUUGCCGGCACCUUCGAUCCCGCGUAUGUCCUCAGCAUCAUAAGCCUCGACAACCUCAAUCCAGAAGCGAAUGAACGCUACAGCAAGGUCUUGUCUGAGUACUUUGCAAAGAAACUUGGCGCUCCUUCGGACAGGGGAUACAUCGCCUUCAUUGAUCCUGGCAGAGCAAACAUUGGCUACAAGGGAACCACGUUUGCUACGAUUUUUGGAAAGCAGUAG
This is a messenger RNA of Laccaria bicolor S238N-H82, 363 nucleotides long. RefSeq lists its product as uncharacterized. The record is from RefSeq and is a predicted model, not a curated record. NCBI's taxonomy places the organism in Eukaryota, Fungi, Basidiomycota, Agaricomycetes, Agaricales, Hydnangiaceae. The transcript has 5 exons. Bases 1 to 363 code for a protein of 120 amino acids. Gene Ontology annotation, molecular function: phenylpyruvate tautomerase activity.